This is a messenger RNA of Microtus oregoni (creeping vole), 1533 nucleotides long. Its product is annotated as nucleus accumbens-associated protein 1-like. The record is from RefSeq and is a predicted model, not a curated record. The transcript has a single exon. Bases 1 to 1533 code for a protein of 510 amino acids. Gene Ontology annotation, molecular function: RNA polymerase II cis-regulatory region sequence-specific DNA binding; DNA-binding transcription factor activity, RNA polymerase II-specific; protein binding. Gene Ontology annotation, biological process: regulation of transcription by RNA polymerase II. NCBI's taxonomy places the organism in Eukaryota, Metazoa, Chordata, Mammalia, Rodentia, Cricetidae.
AUGGCACAGACCCUGCAGAUGGAGAUUCCAAACUUCGGCAACAGCAUCCUCGAGUGCCUCAAUGAGCGGCGGCUGCAGGGACUAUACUGUGAUGUGUCAGUGGUGGUUAAGGGCCAUGCCUUCAAUGCCCACCGUGCUGUGCUGGCCGCCAGCAGCUCCUACUUCCGGGACCUAUUCAACAGCAGCCACAGUGCUGUAGUGAAACUGCCAGCCGCCGUGCAGCCACAGUCAUUCCAGCAGAUCCUGACAUUUUGCUAUACAGGCCGGCUGAGCAUGAACAUGGGGGACCAGUUCCAUCUCAUCUACAUAGCCGGCUUCCUGCAGAUCCAGGAGAUCAUGGAGAAGGGCACCGAGUUCUUCCUCAAAGUUAGCUCUCCAAGUUGCAACUCCCAGGGCCUGCACCCGGAGGAGGCCCCAUCCUCAGAGCCUCAGAGUCCUGUAGCGCAGACACUGGGCUGGCCAGCCUGUAGCACGCCACUGCCCCUUGUGUCACGGGUCAAGACAGAACAGGAGUUGGACUCCGUGCAAUGUACACCCAUGGCCAAGAGGCUAUGGGAUAGCAGCCAGAAGGAGGCUGGAGGCAGUGGUAGCAACAAUGGCAGCCGCAAGAUGGCCAAGUUCUCCACACCAGACUUGGCCCCAAACCGGAUGCCCCAACCUGUCUUAGUGGCCACAGCUACAGCAGCAGUGGCUGUGGUUACAGUGGGGGGAUGUGUGAGUGGACCAAGCAUGUCAGAGCUGACCAGCCCAGGUACCUCCAGUGCUUACACCAGUGACAGCCCUGGCUCCUACCACGAAGAGGAAGAUGCAGGUGAAGAGGGUACAGAUGAGCAGUACCGUCAGAUCUGCAGUAUGUACACCAUGUACAGUAUGUUGAACGUUGGUCAGUCAGCUGAGAAAGUAGAAGCCCUCCCUGAGCAGGUGGUCCUCGAGUCCCGAAGUCGCAUCCGGGUGCGACAAGACCUGGCAUCUCUCCCAGCUGAACUUAUCAACCAGAUUGGCAACCGCUGCCACCCAAAGCUCUAUGAUGAAAGUGACCCCUCUGAGAAGCUGGAGCUCGUGAUAGGCACCAAUGUGUACAUCACAAGGGCACAGCUCAUGAACUGCCUUGUCAGUGCAGGCAUGAGGUACAAGGUCUUGCUGCGGAGGCUCCUGGCAUCUUUCUUUGACCGGAACACACUGGCCAAUAGCUGUGGCACUGGCAUCCGUUCUUCCACCAAUGACCCCAGACGCAAGCCGCUAGACAGUCGCGUCCUCCCUGCUGUCAAGUACUACUGCCAGAACUUCGCCCCCAACUUCAAGGAGAGUGAGAUGAACGCCAUUGCAGCUGACAUGUGCACCUAUGGCCGCCGAGUGGUGCGUAAAAGCUGGCUGCCCAAGACCAAGCCACCGCACCUGGUGGAGGGUGAUAGCUACAGCAGCUUCAUCAACGACACUGGCAAGAUAGAGCCGGACAUGAUGAGCAUGGAACACAGCUUCGAGACAACCAGCCACGAUGGCGAGGCCGGCCCUUCGGCUGAGGUUCUCCAGUAA